UAUAAAACCAGACGACGCACGAUUCAGAAUGCAGAAAAUCGGAAAAGUCGACACCCAUCAAGCCAGAAGUACAAUCAAGUCCUCAUCCAAGAUGCAUUCUUACAUGAAAAUGUGGAUCGGUUGGGCAGCGUGCGCCUUCCUCUUGUUCGCCUGCUUGGGAACUCUUACUGAAGGCUAUCCGACAAAACCCGACAACCCGGGAGAAGACGCACCUGCGGAAGAGCUCGCCAAGUAUUAUUCAGCAUUAAGACACUACAUCAACCUGAUAACAAGGCAGAGGUAUGGCAAAAGGUCCAGUGCUGACACCUUAAUUUCAGACCUCCUGCUUGGUGAAAUAGAAUCCCACCCCCAGUCCAGAUAUGAGGACCAUUUGGUGUGGUGAUCUCAGCAAUUGUGUGCUCAUCAGUCAUGUUCAUGUGUCAUCCUGUGAGCUGUUCAACAUUACUACACCAACCAGAUCUCAUAACAUUGAAAUCCUUGAAACUUCUUGUGAAGUACCAAUGCCACAAUCAGGAUAGUUAACACAUUGCAGAACAUUCAAAUAACUUUAACACAUCAGAUCAUCAAACAGGAAAAAUGUCUUUACAAGUACACGUCUGUGUGAAAUGCUCCAACAUAUAUAGUUCCGUAAAAUAUGGCCUUGUAGAAAUUUGUGCUCUCUCUACUCUUAUCACAGAUCAAUGAGCCAUCCAACAAGCCGACUGUACAAAGGCUUAAUCUGUUUAUGCCUAUUGUGUCCAUUGUAAUUCCAAAUAUCAAAGGAGAGUCAUUACUUACUGUACAGUAUAACAGUGAUAA
Myxocyprinus asiaticus (Chinese sucker) is the source of this 798-nucleotide messenger RNA. Its product is annotated as pro-neuropeptide Y. Gene Ontology annotation, biological process: neuropeptide signaling pathway; feeding behavior. Gene Ontology annotation, cellular component: extracellular region. The transcript is spliced from 4 exons. Gene Ontology annotation, molecular function: neuropeptide Y receptor binding; neuropeptide hormone activity. The record is from RefSeq and is a predicted model, not a curated record. Lineage: Eukaryota; Metazoa; Chordata; Actinopteri; Cypriniformes; Catostomidae. Bases 29 to 382 code for a protein of 117 amino acids.